Hypomesus transpacificus is the source of this 2353-nucleotide messenger RNA. RefSeq names its product bromodomain containing 8b (gene brd8b). The transcript has 21 exons. The coding region runs from base 37 to 2337 and encodes 766 amino acids. Gene Ontology annotation, molecular function: protein binding. Gene Ontology annotation, cellular component: NuA4 histone acetyltransferase complex. Lineage: Eukaryota; Metazoa; Chordata; Actinopteri; Osmeriformes; Osmeridae. The record is from RefSeq and is a predicted model, not a curated record.
AACCAAUGUCUUAUUGUAUACUGUUGUCUACGAAAGAUGGCGAGCGGAGUCGGGAAACACAAGAUGCAGGCGGUUGGGCCGACAGAACCAUGGUCAGUGAGAGAAAAACUGUGCCUUGCAUCAUCUGUUAUGAGAAGUGGAGACCAGAACUGGGUCUCAGUAAGCAGAGCCAUCAAGCCUUUCUCUGAGUCUGGACGCCCCCCUGACUGGUUUUCCCAGAAGCACUGUGCCUCUCAAUACUCUGAGCUGCUGGAGACCACAGAGGCCCCAAAGCGUAAACGUGGAGAGAAGGGGGAAGUGGUGGAGACUAUUGAGGAUGUGAUUGUACGGAGACUAACCGCUGAGAGGAUAGAGGAGCUAAAAAGACUGCUGAGAGAGACACAGGAGAAAUACAGGAAGCUUAAAAAGGAGGUGGAUCUGAUCCAGAGUGGUCACCUGGACUCCCAGCUGAAGGAGCUGUGGGCAGAGGUCUCCCAAAAGAAGAAGCAGGAGGAAGACGACGCAGACUUAAAGAAGAAGGCAACAGAAACAGCCUAUCAGGCUCGCCAGGCAGUGAAGAACACCCCCAAGCGUGUGCCCAGCGUGACGGUGCGCUCCCCCCUGGGGGCCAGCCCCGCCAGCCUGGAGGGCACCCAGGGCGACGCCCCUGCACCCCCCCAUGGACACAGCCACGCCCUCCACCGAGGACACCUCAGCGCCCAGGUUGUAGGUGUGUUCAUGCCUGCCUCUGAGACUCCAGCGGCAGGGCCUAAAGAGGGAAGCCUGGGGCCUCUGCUAGCCCAAGAUUGGUGGUCGAUGGAGAAGCUGGAGCUGGAUUGGCUAAUGGAGUUCCAGCUGCCAUUGCUGCCAUCCCCCGCAGAUACGUCUUCCUUGUCUCAUCCAAUGGAAAGUCUUGUUCCCCCCACCACUGUUGCUCCUCCCCCUCCUCUGGCCAGCCCUGUUCCACCCAGCACAGAACCAGGAGUUGAGGCUGGAAAGGUGGGGCCAGAGCUUGGCGAGGAGGCGGGGCUUGUAGAGGAAGAUUUGGUGUCCGUCUCCUACAUGGGGGACGAGCUCGACCUGGAGACAGUGGGGGACAUCAUCGCCAUCAUUGAGGAGAAGGUGGAUGACUCUGUGGAGGCUCUGGACGCGGCGGCGGUGGAGGCCGCUCUCUCCCUCUGUGAAGAGGCCGUCUCUGGGGGACACUCCCUGUCCGGCCCCUGGGAGUCCCAGGAGGCGUCAGAGCCGGGGGCCACAGUACAAGCAGAUCCCAUUCAGGAGCUUCAGGACGGGGAUCCAGCAGAAGCUAACCCCGGGGGGAUGGAGCCUCAGGGACAAACAGAGGCAGAAACUGAACAGGAGCAGCCAGAGGACGAGAAGGAGGAUGAGGGGAUUGAAAGCCAGGAAGUUGGCGGCACUGAUGGCGUCACUCCUUCUGUUGCCCUUGACGACAGCCCGGCAGUAAAUGAGGUCACAGAGGAUGAGGUUACCGGAGAGGAAGGGAUACUGUGCGCCACUGUGAAAAGUGAAGGUGAAGAGUGGACACAGCCAGAACCCCCUUGUCUAGACUCAGAGGAUAGUUCUAUCUCGGGAAAGGAGUCCAAGGAGGUGAAGGAUGAGGACGCAGGAAGCGACGGAGAUCCCGACGAAGGGAUGGAACUGAAGGAGGAACUAGGAGAGGGGGAGGGCCACUACUUGUCAGAGGUGGAGCCAGCAGCCAGUGAGAGCGAGGACGGCUACGGCCUGUCCUCCCAGCGCUACACCACAGCCGAUUCGCUGGCCAGCAGUCCUGCCUCCUCUCAGUUUUCUAUAUGUGGGGAGGACCAGGAGGCUGUCCAGGCUCAGAAGAUCUGGAAGAAAGCCAUCAUGUUGGUGUGGAGAGCAGCGGCCAAUCACAGGUACGCCAGUGUGUUCCUGCAGCCUGUGUCCGACGACAUCGCCCCCGGUUACCACAGUAUCGUACACAGGCCCAUGGACCUGUCAGCCAUCAAGAAAAGCAUCGAGUCUGGCCAGAUCCGCACCACAGCCGAGUUCCAGCGCGACAUCAUGCUGAUGUUCCAGAACGCCGUCAUGUACAACAGCUCGGACCACGACGUGUUCCACAUGGCGCUGGAGAUGCAGCGCGACGUCCUGGAGCACGUGCAGCAGUUCCUUGCCACGCAGCUCAUCAUGCAGACCUCCGAGUCGGCCGUCAGCACCAAGAGCCUGCGGGGCCGCGAGGGGGGCCGCAAGCCCGGGGAGCCUGUCGAGAAGGACAGUGUCCCAAUGGCUUCUCCCGCUUUCCUUCUCUCUCUCUUUGACGGGGGCACCAGGGGGCGCCGUUCCGCCAUCGAAGCCGACCUCAAGAUGAAGAAAUAAAGAGAAUGUCCCAAAC